This is a messenger RNA of Elephantulus edwardii (Cape elephant shrew), 1023 nucleotides long. RefSeq names its product transducer of ERBB2, 1 (gene TOB1). Gene Ontology annotation, cellular component: nucleus; cytoplasm. NCBI's taxonomy places the organism in Eukaryota, Metazoa, Chordata, Mammalia, Macroscelidea, Macroscelididae. The transcript has 3 exons. Gene Ontology annotation, molecular function: transcription corepressor activity. The coding region runs from base 259 to 1023 and encodes 254 amino acids. The record is from RefSeq and is a predicted model, not a curated record. Gene Ontology annotation, biological process: regulation of gene expression.
CACCCCCUCGACUUUCUCUCGCCUUUUCCCAGUCCGAGUUUGACGUCUGUCGCCUGGAUACCAGACAGCCAAUAGCCUGGUUGCUAGGGAGAAGCGUGGCCAAUCAGGAGUCGUUGCUAUCUGAACAAGACCACUCAAGGUGAAGGAUAAUCUACUAAUACCAGCACUUUGAAUGAAAAUUUGUUUCUCUGCCACAAGCUGAACACCCUUUUUUUUUGGUGGGGGAGUUGAAACACCUAACUUUGUGGCAUAGCAGCUAUGCAGCUUGAAAUCCAAGUAGCACUAAAUUUUAUUAUUUCAUAUUUGUACAAUAAGCUUCCCAGGAGACGUGUCAACAUUUUUGGUGAAGAGCUUGAAAGACUUCUUAAGAAGAAAUAUGAAGGGCACUGGUAUCCUGAAAAGCCAUACAAAGGAUCAGGGUUUAGAUGUAUACAUAUAGGGGAGAAAGUGGACCCAGUAAUUGAACAAGCAUCCAAAGAGAGUGGCUUGGACAUUGAUGAUGUUCGCGGCAACCUGCCACAGGAUCUUAGUGUUUGGAUCGACCCAUUUGAAGUUUCCUACCAAAUUGGUGAAAAGGGACCAGUGAAGGUGCUUUAUGUGGAUGAUAAUAAUGAAAAUGGAUGUGAGUUGGAUAAGGAGAUCAAAAACAGCUUUAACCCAGAGGCCCAGGUUUUUAUGCCCAUCAGUGAUCCAGCCUCCUCAGUGUCCAGCUCACCAUCACCUCCCUUUGGUCACUCAGCUGCUGUAAGCCCUACCUUCAUGCCCCGGUCCACUCAGCCUUUAACCUUUACCACUGCCACUUUUGCUGCCACCAAGUUCGGCUCCACCAAAAUGAAGAAUAGUGGCCGUAGCAACAAGGUUGCACGUACUUCUCCUAUCAACCUCGGCUUGAAUGUGAAUGACCUCUUGAAGCAGAAAGCCAUUUCUUCCUCAAUGCACUCUCUGUAUGGGCUUGGCCUGGGCAACCAGCAGCAGCCACAGCAGCAGCAGCCAUCUCAGCCGAAAUAUGGUGAUGAUUUCUAA